Messenger RNA from Sycon ciliatum, 3296 nucleotides. Its product is annotated as sodium-dependent phosphate transport protein 2B-like. Gene Ontology annotation, cellular component: membrane. The record is from RefSeq and is a predicted model, not a curated record. The transcript is spliced from 4 exons. Gene Ontology annotation, molecular function: sodium:phosphate symporter activity. Bases 218 to 1993 code for a protein of 591 amino acids. Gene Ontology annotation, biological process: sodium-dependent phosphate transport. Lineage: Eukaryota; Metazoa; Porifera; Calcarea; Leucosolenida; Sycettidae.
AAAGAGUGCACAGUUAUGGAAUGGACUGUAGUAGAUCAACUGUUACUAAAGCAUCCAAACCAGAUACCCGCCCAUUUGUGAAUACAGCUAAUGUUCCUGUAGGAAUAAUGUCUCCACCUACCCGAUCGGUAAAGAGUUCGUCACAUUGACAUCGCCAGCGUCAGCAAGACGAGUCUCCUAGCGUCUGUUGAAUUGAAUACCUAUCUCCUCAACGACAAUGGGGGAUGUGAGGCCACAGCCUGCAGGCAAUCCCAUUGCCACUGGCGCUAGUGUUGAAGGUGAAAAGGAUGAGAACAAGUUUUUGCUAGCUGGUCAAGCUAAACCUAGCGAUGCCGGGAGCGUGUCCCUCGCACCGAUGGAGGAAGUACGAAAGAGUAAUUGGAAAUAUAAAAGCAAGAAGCAGCAAGCAAGGACAGUUGCAGCUCUCCUCGGCAAGCUUCUAGUUCUGAUCACGGCGUUGUACUUCUUCAUAUGCUCGCUGGGCAUUCUGUCCGAUGCGUUCCAAUUGGUUGGCGGGCGUGAGGCGGGAGACGCACUUGGCGAAAGUUCGCUGUUUGUCAACCCGCUAGCCGGCCUCAUGAUUGGGGUCAUCGCGACAGUGCUCUUGCAGAGCUCAUCGACAACUACUUCCAUCAUUGUCGCUCUGACUGCAUCAGGAGUUAUACAGAAAGUUGAAUACUCCAUACCGAUCGUGAUGGGUGCUAACAUCGGUACGUCGGUUACCAACACCAUAGUGUCGAUUGGCCAGAUUGGCGACCGCGAGCAAUUCAAGCGUGCGUUUGCCGGCGCCACCGUACACGAUAUGUUCAACUUCCUCUCUGUCUUGGUUCUGUUGCCUGUGGAAGCUGUCAGUCACUAUUUGUUCUAUCUGACUGAAGCCAUAGUGAACACAAUGUCCUUGACUGAAGAAGCUGACAAUCAGGAGUUUCUCAGUGUGCUGACUGACCCAUUCAUUGAGCUCUUUGUCCAGCUCAACCGGUCAGCCAUUAUUGAGAAUGCCAGAGGCAAUCACACAGAGGAAAUUCACCUGCUCAAGCAACACUGUGGCAUUCUGCAGGAGGGCAACUGCACUGUCAACGAAACAGUCGCUGAAGGCUGCGUGGAAAAUAUUGUCCAGAAGUGCGACUACGCCUUCUUCAAUUCUUCGUUAUCGGAGCGAGCUAUCGGUGUGAUUAUGUUGCUGAUAGCACUAUUCAUGCUCAUCACGGCACUGCUGGUUAUGGUCAAGGCGCUCAGAUCCGUGCUGGGCGUACAGCUGGAGGGUGUCGUCAAGAAAGCUGCCAAUGGCAACCUGCCGGGUAAGGCCAGGUACCUGACGCCAUACCUGGCCAUACUGAUCGGUGCUGGUGUCACCAUGCUUGUGCAGUCCAGCUCUGUGUUCACAUCCACACUCACUCCUCUCGUAGGCAUUGGUAUUCUCGACCUGGAGAGGAUGCUGCCGCUCACCGUGGGCUCCAACAUCGGCACAACGUUCACUGGCAUUCUAGCAGCACUGGCCCUCAAAGGUGAAGCGGAGGACCGCCGACACGGCUUCCAGGUAGCAUUUGCACAUUUGUUCUUCAACAUUUCUGGUUUGCUUGUCUGGUAUCCGAUUCCGGCCAUGCGAAAUGUCGUGCUGGGCUGUGCGCGCUUCAUGGGUGAGACCACAGCCAAGUACCGCUGGUUCGCUAUACUAUACCUCAUCUUGGCCUUCCUGCUCAUUCCAGGACUGGUAUUCGGCUUAUCGCUGGGUGGCUGGCAGGUCAUGGUGGGUGUUCUGGCGCCUGUAUUCUUUGUUUUCUUCCUCGUCUGGCUGCUUAACAUGCUGCAAAAGCACCGGCGAAGUUACCUGCCCGUUCGCCUCCAGACGUGGGAUUUCCUGCCUCUAUGGCUGACGAGCUUACAGCCAUAUGACGCCGUCAUCUCGAAGGUUCUAGGUGCGCUCAGGCGGCGGAAGAAGUCGUACACAGCUGCUCAUGAUGACGAGGGCACUGAGGACCAUCCCAUUCCCUGAGCUUACACCAACCGCUUGGGUCGUCCUAACACUGCUGAUCACAACAAGGACAACACCACUGCCUGAGCCGCUUACACUGAUCUCCUGGGCCAUCCUAUCACUGCAAAGCAAGUCCUAGGUGACAUAGGUAAGCCGGGCGAACACAAAUUUGGGUAUCUGACUAUCUGUGUGCUAAGUCAACACAUUCGCCUAGGUGAUGUCGAGCCAUAGUGGCAUUGGAGUAGAGAAACGCCUACACUCUUGUAUCACUCACACCGAUAGAGCUCGAAUGGGUGCCCUUGAACCUAGAGUUCCUGGACUGUGCACUGCAUGCCGGUGACUGCAAUAUAAUAUGGAGCUGCUUUGAGCUGAACGAGUCUCUCAGUCUCAGCCCUUGAACUAGCUCCUUCACGACCCUGCUCGGUAGCACCCAGUCCGGGACACCAUUGGACCAUUUCUUCUUUAAACGCCCAUCGCUGGAGGCGAUGAUAGCGAUGCUACAGCAGAAGCCAUAGCAGCUUGUGCUGGGAUUGCACCAUUUAACAGCUUGCAAGGCUGAAGAAUUGACCGCCACUAUUCAAGUCGCAGCAGCUCUUCCGGGACACACACACACACACACACACACACACACACACACACACACACACACACACACACACACACACACACACACACACUAGAGGUGCAGCAAAAUAUACCUUGAACUGCUUGAUCAUUCGCCCGGGCAUUCUCACUGAAGAACAUUCCACAUUGAUUGGGAGCUGCCAUUCAGCAUAGAAGCUGCGGGUCAAGAGCUGCUGCGACUGUAUCGGUUUGAGUUGGCAUGGCACUGUAGCAGUCUCAUUUCAGCUUGUCCAGUCUCCUUAUCGCAGUACCAUCUGAAUCUAGAAGCAAAAUCUGAAAAGCAGUGCCUCGCCGCUUAUACAGGUUAUAGCAUUAUUGUAGUAUCUUCUUGCCUAUUAUUUACGAUUACAUGCACAGAUCAGUACUUACCACGCAAACCAUCACCAACCACUUACUGCACUUGCAAUGCUGCAUGAUGUAGGAGCUUGUUUUACCAUUCGCUGUUAUUCGCGGUAAAUUGAAUAUUGCUCGAGGUUCGCUUCGCAUGGAACUCGGAGUUGCAGCUACGAAAUUGUUUGACUUCUGCGUUAUUCAAGUAUUUACGAUUAUUAUAAAAUGAUUACAGUGUUUUACAGGAUUUUCUGAUUUUUGAUAUUUAUUUUAUUUACAUUUACUUGUUUGUUUGUUUAUUUUAUUUUACUUCACCAAGUGAACAGGCAUUUCUGCCUUCUCACCAGGUCCGGAGACCUAGUUCCGACAA